Fusarium mangiferae is the source of this 702-nucleotide messenger RNA. RefSeq lists its product as uncharacterized. Gene Ontology annotation, biological process: carbohydrate metabolic process. The coding region runs from base 1 to 702 and encodes 233 amino acids. Gene Ontology annotation, molecular function: aldehyde-lyase activity; zinc ion binding. The transcript is spliced from 2 exons. Lineage: Eukaryota; Fungi; Ascomycota; Sordariomycetes; Hypocreales; Nectriaceae. The record is from RefSeq and is a predicted model, not a curated record.
AUGCUUAGUCACAAUAUUGAACAUCUCACAGCAAUAUUCAAAGCAGCCGAAGCAAAACGAUCUCCACUGAUUCUCCUUCUGUUUCCUUCUACUCUGAGACUGCUACCAACUCUAGCCUGGGCAGCAUCCGCAGCUAUAAACUCUGCGUUCGUUCCGCUCUCUCUACAUCUCGAUCAUGCACAAGAUGUAUCUCAGAUCGAAGAGGGUGUUAAGACUUUGCCUUUCGACUCUAUUAUGGUCGAUAUGGGCCACUAUGAUCACGAGGAAAAUCUUGCCAAGACCGCUGCACUGACGAGGCUGUGUCAUGAGCGAGGUAUCGCUGUCAAGGCGCAGAUUGGGCGUAUUAAUGGAGGGGAAGAUGGCAUUGCUGACACUGGUGAUGUUGAAGGCAACCCCAUUUACUUCUCCCAAGUAGAAGACUUCCUCAAAGCAGGCAUCGAUAUUCUCGCUCCGAUUGUUGGCAAUAUUCAUGGUGACUACAGUCCUAAGGGACCGGAACUCGACCUCGCCAGGCUCUCAUCCAUUAAUCAACAAGUCAGCGGGUGUGCAGUUAUGGCACUCCACGGGACAAAUGACUUCACCGCUGGGGUCAUGCAAGACUGCAUCAAAGCUGGCGCUAUAAAGCUCAACGUCAAAAAGUUAGUUUUGGAGGUUUGGCACGUCCAUUUGAAGAAGAAUGCACGUAAGCCUUUUAUGCAAUGA